Molecule: messenger RNA, 621 nt
Organism: Suillus subaureus
Lineage: Eukaryota; Fungi; Basidiomycota; Agaricomycetes; Boletales; Suillaceae
Exons: 7
Source: RefSeq, a predicted model, not a curated record
GUAGAUGGGACAUCAAACAAGUUUUGUAAUAAAAACACCAAUAUCGUCGAACUAUAUAGCGAGAUAGUCAAGGAUGACACACAAAUAACGUACUACAACAGUGGUGUAGGAACAUAUGCUAAGGGCCAUACGCACUGGAUGAAGCAGGUCUUGAAUGUCUUUGAUCUGGCCUUCGCAUUUAAUAUCAGCCAAACCAUCAUGGACGCCUACAGAUGGCUCUCAGACAAGUACUGUCCUGGUGAUAAGAUCUUCUUGUUUGGAUUUUCGAGAGGUGCAUACCAAGUUCGUGCAUUAGCAGGAAUGAUCCACGAAAUGGGACUCAUAUUACCCGGCAAUCUAGAACAGAUCCCCUAUGCCUUCGACCUUUACUCUGCUAUCAACAGUGAAAAGUCCGAGGAUAAGAAACUUGCGGCGGGAUUCAAAUCGACGUUCUCGAGACAAGGCAUUGUAAUACAUUUCAUCGGCGUAUGGGACACCGUUUCGUCUGUCGGUAUCAAGAAGGAGAAGAUUUUACCGUCUACCGAUACAUGUGAUCACGUUUGCUACUUUCGCCACGCACUUGCACUAGAUGAACACAGGGUGAAGUUCCUACCCGAGUAUGUCUAUGGGGGUAUGAGCGAU